GACGGCGUAGCUCAACCGUAACCUCGACCAGUACCGUGUACGUGCUUACCGCGCGACGAUGUCUACGUCGGGCAAGUCUCUCUCGGCGGUAAUCGUACUGCUAGUACUAGUGGCGGUUCCCCUUAUCUCGGCGGAUAACAUUCUCUUCCUGCAAUCGCUGGCGUCCAAGAGUCAUCACAUCUGGAACAAGCAGAUCUUCGAGCGGCUGUACGACAAUGGACACAACUUGACGAUUCUGUCGUUCGAGGAGGAACCGUCGGUUCCCGGGAAGACGUUUCUGAUGGUGCGCGGUUUGAUGGAUAAAGUCAUGCAAGAGUACGGCGGAGCUGAGUGGGAUGUGACUGUGGAGCAGAGUGCGAUCGUUAAUGUGUUCUUUUUGUACGAUUUUUACGAACGCGCGAGUCGACAUUUGGCGCAGGAGGAAGCCAUCCACAGAUUAUUGGCGUAUCCGAGAAGCUUCAAGUUUGACCUGAUCAUCCAUGACUUUACCAUGGGACACUUCUUGCUUGGAUUCGUUGACUACUUCGGGAAUCCCCCGCUGGUCUCCGUCACGGCGUUCAACAUCCCAUCCCACACUCCGGACCUCUCGGAUGCUCCGGUUCACCCCUCGUACAUGCCGCACUACGCGUCCAGCUUCGGCAGUCAGAUGAACUUUGUCGAGCGAGCCAAGAACACCCUGUACUGGACGCUGGACCACGUAUGCCGCAACUACAUCUACAUGACCAGCGAAGAUCGUCGCGUGAAGCAACUGUUCGGUCCGGAUGCACCCUCCGUCAAGCGUGUCGAAAAACGCUCGGACAUCAUCCUCGUGAACGGCCACUUCAGCAUGGACUACUACCAGCUGCUACCGCCUAACGUCAUCUCCGUGGCCGGGCUGCACGUGUCACGCAGCGAGGAGGUCGCCCCGAUCGUCAAACAGUUCAUCGCACGCGCCAACAAGGGAGCCGUACUGUUCAGCUUCGGGACCAACAUUCAGAGCGAGAUGCUCGGUCCGGAUGUCAACAAGCAGAUCCUCGCGGCGUUCCGAUCGAUGCCGGAGUACGGAUUCAUCUGGAAGCACGGGGAUCCGUUGUCGCUUGGGGUGGUUCCUCCCAACGUGCUGGUUUUAAAAUGGGUUCCCCAAUCGGCGAUCCUCGCCAACCCUCGCACGAAACUGUUCAUCAGCCACGGGGGACUGCUGAGCACUCAGGAAGCUACCUGGCAUGGGGUUCCCGUGGUAGCGGUUCCCUUCUUUGUUGACCAGUACGCGAAUGCGGACAAGCUGGUACGGGCCGGUGUAGCGACCAAGCUGCUUCCAAAGGACGUUAACGAGGAGACACUAAAAGAGGCAAUUUUAAGAGUUGUUGAAGAUCCAAGCUGUCGCGCCAAAAUGAAGGAGCGAUCGUACCACUUCAAGGGACAACCCGAUCAUCCACUGGAUCGAGCCAUCUUCUGGAUCGAGAAGGUUCUGGAGAACAAGGGUCUCGCAUACCUGCGAUCUCCGGCGCUUGAGAUGAGUGCGAUCCAAGUGUACAAUCUGGACCUGCUCGGAGCAGUCGCGCUUGCGGCAUUCUUAUUUUACGUGAUGCUUGGAAAGAUUCUGGGAUGCUUCAUUCCCAAAACAAACAAAAGAAAAAAGAAGAGUAAAACUACUCCCGACGCAAUCAGUUCCAUGGCGUCGUCAAGUUGGUUCUGUUUCGUAUUGCCGUAUCUACUGGCGGUGCACUGUCACAACAUUCUCUUUCUGCAGACGACUCCGUCCCGGAGCCAUCACAUCUGGAACCGGCAAAUCUUCGACCGACUGUUCGAGAAUGGACACAACCUGACGGUUUUGACCUUUGAACGGGAGCGGUCCGUGUCCGGGAAGAGCUUUCUGUACGUGGACAACUUCUACGGCAAGAUUGUGGCGCGUUUGGCGGAGGAAUCAGGUGCAUCGGAGAUGGGACCGAUCGGGAACAUUGUCAACAUGUACGGAUUCUACGAAGUGGCGAGUCAAGUUCUGGUGGAGGAGGACGCCAUGAAGCAGCUUCUCAAGUAUCCUCAAACGUUCAAGUUUGACCUGGUCAUUCACGACUUCACGAUGGGUCAGUUUCUGUUGGGAUUCGUGGAACGCUUCGGCAAUCCCCCGCUGGUUUCCGUAUCGGCGUUCAACGCUCCGUCGUAUACCGCUCAGCUUACGGGUGGUCCCGUGCGGACUAGUACUCUACCGAACUAUGCCGCCUGCUUCGGCCAGCGCAUGACUCUGCUGGAACGGGCUUGGAACACGUUCUACUGGAUGCUGGACUGCUACCAUCGACAGUACAAGUUCAUUCCGAACGAAGAUCAGCGGCUUCGCAAGCUGUUUGGAUCAAACGCAAGCGGCGUGGCUGAGUUGGAGAAGCGGACGGAUAUCGUGCUCGUCAACAGUGACUUCAGCAUGGACUACUAUCAGGUGCAUCCACCGAAUGUGAUUCCCGUUGGGGGAUUGCACAUAGCUAGAUCGGAAAUGAUACCGGAGGAUAUUGCGCGGUUCAUGGAUCGUCCCGCCGAAGGUGUGGUUCUUCUCAGUCUUGGUACGAACGUGAAGAGUGAGGACCUUGGAGAAGGAGUCAAUCAAGCGAUUUUGAACGUCUUUAGCAGUUUACCAGAUUACAGCUUUAUCUGGAAACACGGCGAUCCGGAUUCUUUGGGAGCGAUUCCGAAGAACGUCCUGGUGAGGAAGUGGAUUCCACAAGUGGCCCUACUUGCGGAUCCUCGCACGAAGCUACUAAUAGGUCACGGGGGAUUGCUGGGGCUGCAAGAGGCGUCCUGGUUUGGAGUUCCGAUGGUUGGGAUUCCGUUCUUUGCCGAUCAGUACCAGAAUGUGGACAAACUGGUUCGUGCCGGAGUGGGAAUCCGGAUGAUGCCGAGCGAGAUUCGUGAAGAUUCGUUGAGGAAGGCAGUGGUGACGGUUCUGACGAACGGAAGCUACCACCAACGAGCCGCAGCCCGCUCAAAGCAGUUCCGAAACCAGCCCCAACCACCACUGGACCGGGCACUGUUCUGGAUUGAACAGGUCCUGGAGCACAAAGGUCUCCCGCAUCUACGUUCACCGCCAACACCUUUGUACCAACAGUACGGUCUAGCCGUGGCCGUGGCGCCGUUCGUUAUCUUGGCGCUUUUGACGCACUUGAUGUUAUCUCUGGCUUGUACCAAUAAAAGAUGCUAAUUAGAUAGUUCAA
Messenger RNA from Culex quinquefasciatus (southern house mosquito), 3179 nucleotides. RefSeq lists its product as uncharacterized. The transcript is spliced from 4 exons. Lineage: Eukaryota; Metazoa; Arthropoda; Insecta; Diptera; Culicidae. Gene Ontology annotation, molecular function: UDP-glycosyltransferase activity. Bases 59 to 3166 code for a protein of 1035 amino acids. The record is from RefSeq and is a predicted model, not a curated record.